Molecule: messenger RNA, 480 nt
Organism: Bradysia coprophila
Lineage: Eukaryota; Metazoa; Arthropoda; Insecta; Diptera; Sciaridae
Product: mitochondrial import inner membrane translocase subunit Tim13
Source: RefSeq, a predicted model, not a curated record
GAUAAGUCAUGAUAGCCGCCUGACGUUUAUAGUUUCACGAUUUCGUUCCGCAACUUAUCAUCUUGUAAUCACCCGAAAAUAUUUUCUCCCAAGCUCAAUUAAAAUGGAUAUGCAGCUAGGUAAUCUGUCAUCCGGUCAAAAAGAUGAACUCAUGGAUCAAGUCAAACAACAAAUAGCUGUAGCCAAUGUGCAGGAAUUAUUGACGAAAAUGACAUCGAAAUGCUUCAAGAAAUGUGUUCAGAAACCCGGCUCGGUGUUAGAUAAUUCAGAGCAGAAAUGCAUUGCAAUGUGCAUGGAUAGAUUCAUGGACUCCUGGAAUUUGGUGUCUCGAACGUACGGUCAACGGCUGCAGAGGGAACGUAACGCAUCGUAGUGGGGUGCAGUGCACUGUUUGUUGUUCCCUUGAGAUAAUAAUUGUAGAGCUAAUUUGUUAAAUAAAAGUGAAUUCUCGUUCAAGAGCAAGUUCUUGAGACAGGAUGA